UCCCGGCAGGUGACGGGGUUAAUUAUGAAGGAUGCAGAAAAGGGGCGGGGCUUCUGGCUGUUUUGGUGAUUUUCUGGGUUUUGGUGAUGAAGAUGCGCUGAGCGGCGGUGACGGCCGGCCGAGUGUCUGCCGGCAGGAAGCGGCCAGCAGAGCAGCCGCCCUCAGACUGGAUUAGAAACGGGAUUAUAAAGUUAUUCCAAAGCAAACAGAGGAAUUUGUGAUGUGAGGCUGUUCCCGGGCCGCUGGGUUAGCGCAUGCUUUGGAGGAGGGGAGUGUGUGUGUUGGAGGGGGAAUGGGUGAGAGAGAGAGAGAGCUCAGGAUCCGGGCCUAGGAAGUGCUGCCGCGGGGACUCGCCUCAUCCGCUCUCAAAAAUCCUGAAAUUGGGCCGUUUAUCCGCCAGAAUGAGGCGGCGGCGCGGCGCGGCGGCGCUGCGCUACACCGGAAUGGGUCGGAUCAUGUCAGAAUGAGCGGGCCUUCCAAAGGCCCUGACAGGAAGUCCAGCUGCCCUUUGACCCCGGCCCGCGACCCGUGCUGCGUCGGCCCGGCCAUGUCGGCCGCCGCCUCCUCCCUCAAACACGCGUCUGUCUACGGCUACAUCCAGUCAGACCACUCUUCCUCCUCCUCCUCCUCAUACAGCCCCCUGCGGAGGCUGCAGCACCUCACCAAGAUGGUGAGCCGGCCCGACCUGGUGCUGCCGAGCCGGGGGCCCGACCGGCGCUGGGACUGGGGGUCCAACCAGAGGGACAGGGUCAGGAUGGAGGACUGCUGGGCGGAGCACAGACAGUAUUCUGUCUCCCAGGAAGACGUUGACGUCUCGUCUUCUUCUGGUCGAAAGCAAACGGAUCUCCAAAGUGAAAGUAAAGACUUUCCUGCUAUUUGUUUCCACCAAUCUGCUGUUUCUGAGAAAACGGGAGGCGACUCUCCGUCCAGCCCGCCGAGCCCGGCCUUCUCUCUGGACAGCAGCAGCCCCUUCGCCAACGGCCUGCUGCACUUCGACUCGGCUUUGCUUGAGGCCGACGGCGUCGACGAGGAGCCGCAGAGCGCCGCGCCCGGCCCGGGUUUCCUGGACAAACGCAACCAGCCGCAGACCGCGCCGCAGCUCACCCCCGCAGACGCUCGUCUGGACCCAGAGGCGGCGGCGGCGCCCAAGGUGGUGACGCGCUCCCAGUCCUCGGGUCAGCGCCGGCGGUACUGGGACGGCUCAGAGGAUGAGUGGGACAGCGACUCGGAGCUCUUCCUGUUUGAUGACUGGCCUGCAUGGCGGACGGUGAGUGUUCGUCUCCUGCAGCAGCCGAGCGGCUCGAGGAAAAAGCCUCCGCCGCCGGUCAAGUUCGCUGAGGGGGAAAUCGUUUGGGCCAAGUUCGGCCGCCGGCCCUGGUGGCCGUGUGAGGUGCUGGCCGACCCGGCGCUGGGCGUCCAUCACAGGAUGAAAGAGCCCUGCGACCGGCUCUGUCGGCUGUAUCACGUCCGGACCUUUGGGGAGCCGAAGGAGUUCGUUUGGGUGGAGGAAAAAUCAACUCAGGCGUUUCACGGAGGCUUUGAGUUCGACCAACUUCUCCUUUUGAGACGAAGAAGCAAGCAAAGAGAGCAGAACAACAGAAACACUAUCCCUAAGCGUUUCCAGCAUUCGUGGAGAUGCAGUGUGGCCGAGGCUGAAUCUGUUCUGUCUGGACGACCCGACGUUUCUCCGUCUCUGGCUCCAUCCACAGAUCAAACCUUUUCCUGCAGUUCCCCGGCAGAAAGACAGAGGAAGCCCCACCCAGCCGUUCCCUCGCCCUCUCUGCCGGGUCCCGCUGUUUCUGAAUCGUUUCACUUAACAAAUGGAUCCACCUCGUCUGCAGCUACAACACAGACAAAACCAAGCACUUUAAAGAAAACUUCUAGCAAGAAGAAGCAAAGCAAAUCCCUUCAGGACCUUGGGAAUGAAAACACAUUGUGUUGCAGUCUUGAUCAGUCUCACAGAGACAACAGAGAGUGCCCUUACUCUGAUCUCGACUCGGUCCCGAAGAUUUUGUGUCCUAAAGCACUUGAGCGUCAACCGAAGCUGCUUCCAUGCCAGCCGUCUGCGACUGCAGUCAAAGAGCUAAAGAAGCAGCCAGAGACCCAAACCGGACUGUGGUUCAGUAAAUCAGGCAGAGACCGGCGACCUAAAACUACCAGCCCAGUGUCAGACCACUCCCUCUUUAGUAAGGGCCCCUGUAAGAAAAAGCACUUAUCCACCAUUAGUAAGAAGGCACCGGUUCCCUCCGCCUCGUUGGUCGGCGCUGAGUCCAGUGACCCGGUCAUACUGGCAGACACUAAUAAGUCAACAGAUAAUGGUCCGAUACAUGAACAUUCAGUAUCUGAGAAAUGUAAGGCCAAUGAGGCCAACCCUGUUGAAGGAAGAGGCGGGUCUUUGGACAAACCAAAGGCCCAGCUGUCCACUGACGACAAACAGACUUCUGAGACCAAAAUAAACCCUUCGAGCAUUUCGUCUGACGACCCAGAUGUUGAAAAAGACUUUCAUCCCUCCAAGAAUGUCGGUUUUAAUGACGACUCAGAUUCUCCAAAGAUGGUAACAUCUGUAAGUUCAACUGAACUUUCUGUCGUAAUUGCUACUGAACAACUUGAUAAAACUGAAAAACCUUCUGACCAGGAGAAAGAAAGCAAGCAGACUUUGAGGCCCUGUUUCAAAGUCGAAAAAAGAGAUCCAGUCUCAAUAUUAGAAAAACAAAAACAUCUGGUCUCUAAAUGCAGACUCCCGUUUGUGAAACUGAUACGAAAGGAGAUAGAGCAAAACAAAUAUUUACACUCAUGUCUGACCCAUGUCACUACUAACAGAAGUGAAUGCAAUAAGAAAGAGAAAACAUCAGAUAGUAAUGUGAAUAAAGCAGCAGCUAAUAAAUCAGACUUGACAGGCAGCAAAACGAGCGUCUCCACAGAUCAAAUUACACCUUCAAAAUUCAUCAAGGUCUCAGUCAAGAAGCUACGAGCUAGAAGUGAGUCUGGCCUGCUUCGGCUGUCAUCAGAGUCACCGCCUGAACACAACGCUCCCACACCUGGAAACAACGCUCCCACACCUGGAAACGACGCUAAGACACCUGGAAACAACGCUCCCACACCUGGAAACAACGCUAAGACACCUGGAAACAACGCUCCCACACCUGGAAAAAAUGCUCCCACACCUGGAAAAAAUGCUCCCACACCUGGAAACGACGCUCCCACACCUGGAAACGACGCUAAGACACCUGGAAACAACGCUCCCACACCUGGAAAAAAUGCUCCCACACCUGGAAACAACGCUCCCACACCUGGAAACGACGCUAAGACACCUGGAAACAACGCUCCCACACCUGGAAAAAAUGCUCCCACACCUGGAAAAAAUGCUCCCACACCUGGAAACGACGCUCCCACACCUGGAAAGAACGCUCCCACACCUGGAAACGACGCUAAGACACCUGGAAACAACGCUCCCACACCUGGAAACAACGCUAAGACACCUGGAAACAAUGCUCCCACACCUGGAAACAACGCUAAGACACCUGGAAACAAUGCUCCCACACCUGAAAACAACGCUAAGACACCUGGAAACAACGCUAAGACACCUGGAAACAACGCUAAGACACCUGGAAACAACGCUAAGACACCUGGAAACAACGCUCCCACACCUGAAAACAACGCUCCCACACCUGGAAACAACGCUAAGACACCUGGAAACAAUGCUCCCACACCUGGAAACAACGCUAAGACACCUGGAAACAACGCUAAGACACCUGGAAACAACGCUCCCACACCUGGAAACAACGCUGCCACACCUGGAAACAACGCUAAGACACCUGGAAACAAUGCUCCCACACCUGGAAACAAUGCUCCCACACCUGGAAAAAAUGUUCCCACACCUGGAAAAAAUGCUCCCACACCUGGAAAAAAUGUUCCCACACCUGGAAAAAAUGCUCCUAUACCUGGAAACAACGCUCCCACACCUAGAAAGAAUGCUAGGACAUCUGGAAAUGACGCUCUCACUUCCACAAAACUUUCUGAUGCAUUGAGCAGCCCCGAAGUAGAACGUAUCCCAGCGUCAAACGUCAGUCUAGAAAGUAUCACCGCCUUAUCGUGCAAUGAAUCAAACAGGUUAGAAUGUAAAGACAUUUCUGUUUGCAGUCAAACAAAGACAUCGUCUGACCAGCCAGACUGCUCAGAGGAAAACACUUCAUCUACUAAAACUGCAGCUUCUCCAACAGGAAGUCCUCACCUCCCUGAAAGUCGGCCUGCUCCAAAAUCCAGAAAAGCUGUUCACAAACUGAAGCAGGCUAAAGAAAUUCAAAAAGUCCUGAAAGACCAGCCGGCCCAUCUUCCAGCCAGCAGUCGGCUGAUGACCAGAGCGCUGAAGGCCUUGCAGGUCGUCGACCAGAGGAAGCGUAGAAAAGCCCAGCAGGCGAUUGAGCAAACUAAGCUGAGCAAACCUCUGGACACAGUUCAGGAUUCUGCUGAGCCCAAAUUUGAUAUUUGCACUAAUUUAAAAUUUCUAAAAUCUACUCAUGUUGACAAUGGUGAUUGCUUUUCUAGAUGUAGCUCCCCUUCCGUACUGUUCUCUGACUCAGAUGAUUUUGAAACUGAUGUUAAAAGUGAAGAUGAAGACCUUUCAGUUUCUUCAACUCCGCCAAUGGACUUCAUACCCCUUACAUCUAUAGUUAAGGCAAAGCACGAAGAUCUGCCCCCAACAACACAACCUCCAUCACCUCCAUCACCAUUUUCCUUCCUGAAAGCCUUCAAGAAUGUUACGGAGGUUUCCUUUCAAUCCUUACCAAAUGGCAGCAAUGGAAAGCCGGUCUCUUUCAGGCCACACUCAAAAUACCAGUUUAGCACUUUUCUUAUGAUGUUGAAGGACUUGCAUGACACUAGAGAGCGAGAAGGCGCGCCCCUAGAGUUAGAGAUUGGGCCACCCAGUGCACAUGUGAAGGUGGAGCCGCUGAUGAUGCCACAUAAGGCUCCACUGGAAGGACACGGCCACACACGUGUUCUUAGCAAAACCGACCCAGUCCCAGACAAAAGUGUGAUUGGACAGAACAGAUGUGGUAAAGGCCAGAAACUCAAGAGGCCCUGUAGCAGAAAGAGUGGCAGCCAUUGGUUGAAAGGGAAAACCAAUCGCAGAGUGCCUGGACCUGGUUUUUCUGGAGUAACGUCAGCAACAGGAAUCACUUCCUGGCCAACAGCAGAUAUUACUUCAAAAAUAAUGGAUGUACAAAUUGGCAGUAGCUGGAUCCAGGCUGGCUGCAGUGGAGACGUUGGUGGGCAAGAGGAGCAGCAGAGAUGGGAAAGACUGAAGGGCAGCCAGCAGGUUGGUGUUCCUCCGAAAAGGAGGGAAUGUCCGACACUCAUCCUGGAGCAGCCAACCAGCCUCAGAGGCGACAUGAUGAACAAGAGACAGGACUUGAUUCUUGAAGCUGAGGAACAAGACAAGAUUGCAGCCGAACAUAAACGAAUACGAAAACCCAGCAAGAGACUUCUUGAAUGGACUGAAGAUUACAACCAGAUUUUCUCCCCAAGGAAGAAACCCAAAAAGUCUCUCCAGCUGUUUGGAAAGGCCAACGAAUCUGUUGCUGCCCUGUGUGAGCUUUCGGACUUGGAGAAGAACCUGGCUGACAGCUCAUCGUCCUCCUUACUUCCUGAAAUACUGACGCCGCCGCCAGAGGAGUUGGCUCCAGACACGCCUGCAGAAACCCAGAUUCCCAAAGCAGAACCGCCAUCGACCCAAGAGCUUCCGGUGCUUUCCAUCGACUCCUUAACUCCGCCCCCUGAAGUGGAGCCCUCCCUGUCAGACGGCCUAGUCAAAGGCAACAAAGUUUCUCCUGUGCUUGAAAAGAAGAGGAAGAGGAAACCCACGCAGAAGAUCCUGGAGUACUGCCUGGAGGCCGAGGUGUCCGCCGCCCCGAAGAAGAAGAAUAAAACACUGAAGAUGAAUUCAGAUCCUGGACGUCAGUCGGAUUUUUCUCCUCCAUCUUUAAAAGUGAAACCACUCUCUGAGCCGCCACCCCUCCCCCCCGUGACCUCUGACCCCCCGGCAGCCCCUAGUCCACCUGAGCAGGUGGAUCCGCCCCCAGCAGACGCGUUCCAGUCUGAUGACGGCAGCAUCCAGGAGGAGGCGCUGGAGUCAGAGGAUGACAGGUUUCUGCUGGAGAACCGGUUGCCCCCCAUGAAGGACGACCUGCUGGGCGACGACCUGCUGGGCGACGACCUGCUGGGCGACGACCUGCUGGGCGACAACGCGCCGCUACCUGUCAGGAAGAUCAUCGGCGACCGGGGAGGCCCCGCCUCCAUGAAGGAGAACGUCUGCCAGGUGUGUGAGAAGACGGGGGAGCUGCUGCUGUGUGAGGGUCAGUGCUGCGGAGCGUUUCACCUGGCCUGCAUCUCUCUGGCCGAGGCGCCGAAAGGAAAGUUUGUCUGCCCCGAAUGCAAAUCAGGCGUCCACACCUGCUUUGUGUGUAAGAAGCGCAGCGAAGACGUUCGCCGCUGCAUGAUCCCCGUCUGCGGGAAGUUUUACCACGGAGAGUGCAUCGCUAACUACGCCGCGACCGCGCCGGUCAACCGAAGCUUCCGCUGCUCCAUCCACGUCUGCCUCACCUGCUUCAUCGCCAGCCCCGGCAGCUCGUCCGUCUCCAAAGGUCGUCUGGUGCGAUGCGUUCGCUGCCCUGUUGCUUAUCACGCCACCGACCUGUGCAUGGCCGCCGGCAGCGUUGUGCUUUCCAACAACAGCAUCAUCUGCCCCAACCACUUCGCGCCGCGUCGCGGCGUCAAGAACCACGAACACGUCAACGUGAGCUGGUGCUUCGUCUGCACCGAAGGAGGAAGCCUCCUGUGCUGCGAAUCGUGUCCCGCCGCGUUUCACAGAGAGUGUCUGAACAUGGAGAUGCCCAAAGGCAGCUGGUUCUGCAACGACUGCAAGGCGGGGAAGAAGCCGCGCUACCAGGACAUCCUCUGGGUCAAGGUCGGCCGCUACAGGUGGUGGCCAGCGGAGGUCAGCCAUCCCAAAACCAUCCCAGAAAACAUCCAGCGCAUGCGGCACGACGUGGGCGAGUUCCCCGUUCACUUCUUUGGCUCCAACGAUUACCUGUGGACCUACCAGGCCCGCGUCUUCCCCUACAUGGACGUCGACGCCAACAGCAAAGAGAAGAUGGGCAAAGGUGUCGAUGCAACUUACAAGAAAGCGCUGGAGGAGGCGGCCGUGCGAUUCCGUGAGCUUCAGGCAGAAAAGGAGCUUCGGCAGCUUCAGGAGGACAGAAAGAACGACAGGAAGCCGCCGCCGUACAAACACAUCAAGGUGAAUCGUCCGAUUGGGAAGGUUCAGAUCCUGACUGCUGACCUGUCAGAAAUCCCGCGCUGCAACUGCAAGGCGACAGACGAGAGUCCGUGUGGGAACGACUCUGAAUGCAUCAACCGCAUGCUGCUGUACGAGUGCCACCCUCAGGUGUGUCCGGCCGCUGAGCGGUGCCUGAACCAGGCCUUCACCAAGCGCCAGUACAGCCAGGUGCAGAUCUUCCGGACGCUGUCUCGCGGCUGGGGCCUUCGCUGCGUCCACGACAUCAAGAAGGGUCAGUUUGUGACCGAAUACGUCGGGGAGGUGAUCGGCGAAGACGAGUGCAGGUCGAGGAUCAGACACGCCCAGGAGAACGACAUCUGCAACUUCUACAUGUUAACUCUAGACAAGGACAGAAUAAUCGAUGCCGGGCCGAAGGGCAACGAGGCUCGCUUCAUGAACCACAGCUGCCAGCCAAACUGUGAGACGCAGAAGUGGACGGUCAGCGGAGACACGCGGGUGGGACUGUUCGCUCUGGUGGACAUCGCUGCAGGCACAGAGCUCACCUUCAACUACAACCUGGAGUGUCUGGGUAACGGGAAGACGGUUUGUAAAUGCGGCUCAGCAAACUGCAGCGGCUUCCUGGGCGUGAGGCCAAAGAACAACCCUCCAUCCGACGACAAGAGCCGCAAGCUGAGGAGGCGGGGCCACGGCCGGAAGAAGAAGAAGGCGCUGCCGACCAAAGAGAGGGAGGACGAGUGCUUCAGCUGCGGAGACGGAGGACAGAUGGUGUCCUGCAAGAAGCCAGGAUGUCCCAAAGUCUACCAUGCAGACUGCCUGAACCUCACCAAGAGGCCCGCAGGUCGUUGGGAGUGUCCUUGGCAUCAGUGUGACGUCUGUGGGAAGGAGGCGGCGUCGUUCUGCGAGAUGUGUCCCAGCUCCUACUGCCCUCAGCACCGUGACGGUCUGCUCUUCAUCUCCAAGCUGGACGGGAAGCUCUGCUGCAGCGAACAUGACCCCUGUGGGCCAGAGCCGCUGGAGCCGGGGGAGAUCCGGGAGUACCGGCCCGACCCGGGGCCCCUGACCUCUGGGGCCCUGACCUGUGGGCUGGGCAUGGCCGUCAUCCCCGCCGGCCGUCUCAGCCGGACCGGUGGCGGUGGGAACGUGAAGGAGGCCGGCGGUGGUGGCGGUCCAGAGGCAUUCUCUUCAUUCUCCAUCCCGGUGCCCAUCACCAUCCCGGUUGCCAGCGGCAACGCCUCGCCACCUCCCAGCAGCCCACACAGAUUCGACCUGCCGCAUUACUCACCCAUCUCCUCGUACGAAGAGGAGCGCGACGUCCUGGAGGAGGAGCUGGCCGAGGAAGAGGAAGAGGAGGGAGUAAUGAGGAAUAAGUGGGACUCCCCGGAGGAAGAUGAUGAAGAUGAGGGACUGGAAUACCUGGAGCUCAAAGAUGAAGAUGAUGACGACGAUUAAUACGAAGAGUUAUUUUGAUUCAUAACUGCACUGCAAAAACACAAAAUCAGGUUUUUUUGUCCAGAGUAAAUAUCUGAGUUCACUUGAAAAACAAAAAUCCAAUUUGAUCUGUACAGAAAGUUUCAGCAGCUUUUCUUUACAUCAUAGAAACACAAAGUCAUGAAACAGAAUCAACAAUCAAUCGGGACAUUAAGUCGAGUUCCAUCGUUAAAUUGAUUAUUGAUUACGUUUCAAGUAAAACUCUAACCAGCUGCUUUUAGUCUGGAUUUAAAGGAUCUCAGUGUUUCUGAUGCAGAACCAGAACCAGAACCUGAUGGGUCUGGAAGGUUGA
Messenger RNA from Xiphophorus maculatus (southern platyfish), 9077 nucleotides. RefSeq names its product histone-lysine N-methyltransferase, H3 lysine-36 and H4 lysine-20 specific-like (gene nsd1b). Gene Ontology annotation, biological process: regulation of DNA-templated transcription. Gene Ontology annotation, cellular component: chromatin; nucleus. The record is from RefSeq and is a predicted model, not a curated record. The transcript is spliced from 24 exons. Gene Ontology annotation, molecular function: protein binding; histone H3K36 methyltransferase activity. Bases 464 to 8746 code for a protein of 2760 amino acids. Lineage: Eukaryota; Metazoa; Chordata; Actinopteri; Cyprinodontiformes; Poeciliidae.